AUGGGCCUGUUUCUUCUCGGACAGAUAACUUGGCAGGAUGUCGCCGCCGCGACGGACGUUGCUCCCGCGAUAGUGAGAAGAAAGCGAGUGAGGGCGAAAUUGAAGAAGGAAGAAGAAAGUGAAGCAGAAGAAGGACGAAGAAGAAAGCCACAGAGAGAGAGAGCCAGGGAGCCUGCGAAAGUGAUGAAGAAGAAAUUGAAGUCUGGAUCUGUAUGGGCUAGUGUGAGCUUAGUUGUGAAGGCUGUAAUUUUCUGGCACAAGAAAGAAAAUCUUGUGGAGCUAGUUUCUGUUGCACCCAUAAAGAGCAUUCUUUCCCUGCGAAGAGCUUCUGUUAUCCUCCGCUCGCAAGAGAACCAUCCUCUAGCAACAAGACUGCUCAGCACACAAGCAUCAACCACUCCUCCCACCCCACAAGCCCCUCCUCCACCCCCACCUCCCGAGAAAACCCACUUUGGCGGCCUCAAAGACGAAGACCGAAUCUUCACAAACCUCUACGGCCUUCACGACCCUUUUCUCAAGGGCGCCAUGAAAAGAGGCGACUGGCACCGGACCAAAGACCUUGUCCUCAAAGGCACCGACUGGAUAGUCAACGAGAUGAAGAAAUCCGGCCUCCGAGGCCGUGGUGGCGCCGGAUUUCCAUCCGGGCUCAAAUGGUCCUUCAUGCCCAAAACUUCCGACGGCCGUCCGUCAUACCUCGUCGUGAACGCCGACGAGAGCGAGCCCGGGACUUGCAAGGAUCGUGAAAUCAUGCGACACGAUCCACACAAGCUGUUAGAAGGCUGCUUGAUAGCUGGCAUGGGAAUGCGUGCUCGUGCAGCUUACAUCUACAUACGCGGCGAGUACGUGAACGAGAGGAUUAACCUCGUGAGGGCUCGCCAGGAAGCGUAUGAAGCCGGACUUCUCGGAAAAAACGCUUGCGGCUCGGGUUAUGAUUUUGAUGUGCACAUUCAUUUCGGUGCCGGGGCUUACAUAUGCGGCGAGGAGACUGCUCUCCUCGAGAGCCUCGAGGGCAAACAGGGAAAACCGAGGCUUAAGCCUCCUUUCCCGGCGAACGCGGGCCUCUACGGCUGCCCGACAACUGUCACGAAUGUCGAGACGGUCGCAGUCUCGCCUACGAUCCUGAGGCGCGGGCCUGAGUGGUUUUCCAGCUUCGGGAGGAAAAACAAUUCUGGGACUAAGCUGUUCUGCAUCUCGGGGCACGUGAACAAGCCGUGCACGGUUGAAGAAGAGAUGAGUAUUCCUUUGAAGGACCUUCUCGAGAGGCACUGCGGUGGGGUCCGCGGGGGUUGGGAUAAUCUGCUGGCGGUUAUACCGGGAGGCUCGUCUGUGCCUUUGCUCCCAAAACAUGUGUGUGAGGAUGUGUUGAUGGAUUUCGAUGCGCUCAAGGCCGUGCAGUCGGGUUUGGGGACUGCGGCUGUGAUUGUGAUGGACAAAUCGACUGAUGUUGUGGAUGCAAUUGCUCGGCUGUCGUAUUUCUACAAGCACGAGAGCUGUGGGCAGUGCACGCCAUGCAGGGAAGGUACGGGAUGGCUGUGGAUGAUUAUGGAGAGGAUGAAGGUUGGGAAUGCGAAAUUGGAGGAGAUUGAUAUGCUGCAUGAGGUGACGAAGCAGAUAGAGGGGCACACGAUUUGUGCGCUUGGGGAUGCAGCUGCCUGGCCGGUGCAGGGGCUUAUUAGGCAUUUCAGGCCAGAGCUCGAGAGGAGGAUCAGAGAGCGGGCGGAUAGGGAGCUGCAGCAGGUGGCCGCUGCUUGAUUCGUCUGAAAAAAAGGGAGCUGUAUACACUGUUAGAUUCCUUUGAAUAAAGUGGACACACAUUUCGGAUCCAUUUUCUCUGCUGCAAGUUCAGCUUUUGACGCUGGCGUGUGGAUGCACUAAGAUUCUACUUCCGAUAUGUUUUAUAGUUUGACUGGUUUAUGUAAAACGGUGUAAGAUGGGAAUUCGCCUCACCAGGAAUUUUUUUUGUCCCUUGAAUGACUUUUUUUUCUCUGUGUCUUUUUUGCUGUAUUGUUGAUGAUAACCUUUUGAAUCUGUUUAUGUUUAAUAAUAAUGUGUACCAUUACAGUUCUUCCUUUGUUGGCAAGAGCAAAUGUUGACUGAAUAUUUGUUGUAUUGCUGUGUUGGAGUUUUAUUUUAUUUUAUUUUAGUUUCAAUUUUCUAUAUUGUUCAACUUCAAGAAAAUGGGCCUUGCAUCAAUUUCCUUUCACAAGUUUUAUGUGUGAAAACAGAGGAACUAUCAGAUUGUGCCCAAUGAGUAUGCUAAAGUUGUGUUUUCUUUUUUUGUUUUUU
Striga asiatica is the source of this 2286-nucleotide messenger RNA. NCBI's taxonomy places the organism in Eukaryota, Viridiplantae, Streptophyta, Magnoliopsida, Lamiales, Orobanchaceae. The record is from the annotation of a GenBank genome assembly.